This is a messenger RNA of Anolis carolinensis (green anole), 1208 nucleotides long. It is a transcript of the gene slc35a4, whose product is annotated as solute carrier family 35 member A4. Gene Ontology annotation, cellular component: Golgi membrane. Gene Ontology annotation, biological process: pyrimidine nucleotide-sugar transmembrane transport. NCBI's taxonomy places the organism in Eukaryota, Metazoa, Chordata, Lepidosauria, Squamata, Anolidae. The record is from RefSeq and is a predicted model, not a curated record. Gene Ontology annotation, molecular function: pyrimidine nucleotide-sugar transmembrane transporter activity. The transcript has a single exon. The coding region runs from base 1 to 975 and encodes 324 amino acids.
AUGCUGUUGGACAGAGGUUAUUGUACUAUUGGCCGCUUGGUGAGCCUUGCUGGUGCUCUGUUACCUGAGAAGGUCCUGUGGGGACUGAUGCUGAUUCUGUCUGUUGUGAUAUAUGGUUCCCAUGCUCCACUCUUGACUCUCUGUAAAGAAAAUGGCCAGAUCCCAUUCAGUGCCUCUUCUGUGGUGGUUUUGAUUGAGUUAACAAAGCUAGCGCUUUCCUUAUUUUUCUUGCUCAUCUGGGACUGGAAACAACUAAGGAUCUCCGUAUCAUGGUAUCAUGCUGCACCUUUUGCUCUCUCGGCUUUGCUGUAUGCAGCCAACAACAACUUAGUGGUUCAUUUACAGGUGUUUAUGGAUCCUAGUACGUUUCAAGUACUAAGCAACUUGAAAAUUGGAAGCACUGCCCUUCUUUUCAGUUUUUUCUUGCACCAAAGACUGACUCUACGCAAGUGGCUAGCCCUUGGCCUGCUGACAGCUGCUGGAGCAUUCUACACAUAUGGAGGCCUGCAGGACCUAGAGCACAUGCCUGCCUCUGACAUGCAGCUGCACAUUACCCCCAUUGGCCUGCUGCUGAUCUUGCUUUAUUGCCUGAUUUCAGGCCUCUCUGCGGUCUAUACCGAAGUUGUUUUGAAGACCCAAGACCUGCCUCUUAACCUUCAAAAUUUGUUCCUUUAUAUUUUUGGUGUUGUGUUGAAUGUGAUUAUCCACCUGGCAAGCAGCUCAGUAGCUGGGUUUCUAGAAGGUUUUUCAUUUUGGAUACUGUUAGUUAUUAUAAGCCAAGCCUUGAAUGGUUUGAUAAUGUCUGUGGUCAUGAAGCAUAGUACUAAUAUCACUCGACUUUUUGUGAUCUCCUGUUCCAUUAUGGUUAAUGCUUUGCUCUCAGUCCUCCUUUUUAGCCUCCACCUCACUGCCUUUUUUUUCCUUUCUGUACUAUUGAUAGGCUUAGCUGUUUACUUGUACUAUGGGGUCAAAUAGCUUUGAUGCUUAUAUCUUGUGGAAGCCACCCUCAGCCCAAGAUGUAUUAUUGAAAAAGUGUAAAGAAUGAAAGUAUUAUGGAUCUUCCGAAAAUCACAUCUCAAUUGCUUGGGAAUAGCCUAAUUUUGACAGUAAGGAAGGAUAGACAAUUGGAGAUAAACGCUUGCAUUCUGCAUUUCUGGUAUGAUCUAUCUAUGUAUGUAUACCUUGUUUCACCCUAUACAAUGAAGAUU